Messenger RNA from Topomyia yanbarensis, 1138 nucleotides. RefSeq names its product transmembrane protein 177. Lineage: Eukaryota; Metazoa; Arthropoda; Insecta; Diptera; Culicidae. The transcript is spliced from 3 exons. The record is from RefSeq and is a predicted model, not a curated record. The coding region runs from base 129 to 1070 and encodes 313 amino acids.
CACCCUCCUGACAGCAAACAGCGACUGUCAAACGUUCAUGUGCAAUUUGUAAAUAGGUUGUUGUUGUGUAACCCAGCUGAUUCUUAUUGACCGGCAAAUCCUAAAAUAAUCUUAAAAUAAAUUUUGAUAUGGUGCGACCUGGACGAAUACCGUUCUUUGUCACCGAAACGGGUCAACGGUUGGUUUUUUACGGAUCUACAACAUUGGCUAUCGGACUCUUUGCUGGACACUACUUGCCAAACACGGUAGGAAUAGAAUAUCUGAGGGAUUUUUUUCAGGCUUACAAAAAUGGUCAGGAGCAAAAACCGUCAGAGAAACUGCAGCAACGUUUCGAUCGAGCUAUUCGGCUGUUAAAGUUAACAGAUUUUGAGCAGAAAUUUGUUAAACCAUUUAUGGUGUGUGGUUUUGACAUAUUCAAUGCAGGAUCUUUGAAGUCUAGGAAUGGUGGCAUAGUUGGUAUACCAGCCAACUUUGAGUAUGACAGUGCAGCGGAUAUCGAGAAGUCAGAUGUGGUUCUACAUGGCAGAAAGAUUGAUUGGAACUCAGAGGCGGGUAAACUUCUGGAGGAUUGCUUGGUUUUGAACGAAGAUGAACAAGUCUUUGCAAUGGCUCGGGAAAUACUCACCUUAAACUCCCACAAACUUUUACUGCAAUCCGUAAUACCAUCAAUCAUGUGGGUUUUUACGUAUAGCGUGGCGCAUCUUAUUAAUCGUAGAAACAAUCUGUACAUUAGACCAUUCUCGUUAAGGUGCAUGUUAUAUGCAAUCUGCGGUACAUUUGGAUACGGGCUUUAUUCUUUCUCGAUGGACAUGAGUGAGAUGCAUUUCGAAACAACUGUGGACAAAAGGCUGGCCGAAUUGGGCCCAGACGUUGCGGAUGCUGGCGCAAGGUUCUACGAUAAAAUAUUGAAAAAGAACAUCGCUAUGCGAAAACUUACCGGAGAUAAUUAUUAUACUGCAAAAGGAAACAUCAACUAUCUCCUCCGACAGAAAGCGGCACCCCUGACAUUGAGGAAAGCUUUCUUCGUAUCCGGUUACAAAUCAAACACAAGUAGUCAAGAGAGCAGCUAGUCGCUUGUCUUUGCUGACGGGAUUAAUUAACAAUAUGAAUAGUUGAAAAUAUGAAACUUGAAUAAUUA